Pimephales promelas (fathead minnow) is the source of this 1684-nucleotide messenger RNA. Lineage: Eukaryota; Metazoa; Chordata; Actinopteri; Cypriniformes; Leuciscidae. The record is from RefSeq and is a predicted model, not a curated record.
UUAGCAGCAGGAAAAACAAGGAUGUGAAAACCGUCACUGUUUAUUUUACUCAGCAUUUCAAGAUACUAUUAACUUCCUUUUGUCGACUUUUGGCUGCAUCUACUGUAUGUAACUAGGCUAUAACCAAUUUGAGAAUCUGCUUAAACAUUUAGCAGGGGCAUUAUUAGUUGCAGACUUGAAUGUAGGCUAUAACACGUUGCGACAGCGGCAUAUCCUCCGAAAUGACCAACGAAGCUUAUCACACACGCUUAACCUACAUAGCCUAUUUGUUUGUGAUGGACUGUGAGGCUUUUUAUGUGGGCUGCUGAGCCCAGCAACUUUAUUCUCGCGCUGUGUGAGGAUUUAGAUGAAGCAUGGAUUGCGAUUCUUCAAAGAACUUGUAAAUGGCAAGGUCUACGCUCAGGUGUGUGGAAGCUCCGGAAGAAUUUACUCCAUGUAUCAAGCAUGCAAUAAAAGUGAUAUCAGCUGAACUGAGUAAAGCAAAGAUGUUUUCGGAAGAAGCCAAUUUCAGUUACACUUCGAACGGCACGGAUGAUGAUGAAACGCUGUCCACGCUAGAUCAAGAUUGGAGCGACUCUCCUGCUGAGAAACUGUCACGGACGGGACAUAAUGUGGUCGCCGUUAUUUUGGGAUCUAUUCUGGUAUUCGGGAUCCUAAACAAUUUAAUCGUCCUCGUUCUGUUUUGUAAAUUCAAGACCCUACGGACUCCUGUGAACAUGCUUCUGCUCAACAUCAGUGUGAGUGACAUGCUUGUAUGUCUGUUCGGCACCACGCUCAGCUUCGCGGCCAGUAUCCGCGGCCGGUGGCUGGUGGGGAGACACGGGUGCAUGUGGUACGGAUUUGUAAACUCGUGCUUUGGGAUUGUAUCAUUGAUCUCUCUGGCAAUCCUUUCGUAUGAUCGUUACAGCACUUUAACUGUUUACAACAAGAGAGCCCCAGACUACAGCAAACCCUUGUUGGCUGUCGGGGGCUCCUGGCUCUACUCAUUGUUCUGGACGGUUCCCCCCCUGCUGGGCUGGAGUAGCUAUGGACUGGAAGGGGCAGGAACCAGCUGUUCAGUCACAUGGACCGCCAACACUCCUCAGUCACAUUCCUAUAUCAUCUGCCUGUUCAUUUUUUGUUUGGGACUCCCCGUGCUGGUCAUGGUGUACUGUUACGGCCGGCUCCUCUGUGCUGUCAAACAGGUAGGGCGUAUCAGGAAGACAGCAGCAAGGCGGAGAGAGUACCACAUUUUAUUUAUGGUCAUCACUACAGUGGUGUGCUACCUUUUGUGCUGGAUGCCUUAUGGGGUUGUUGCAAUGAUGGCCACGUUUGGACAUCCGGGGAUCAUCACACCCAUUGCGAGCGUGGUGCCGUCCCUACUUGCCAAAAGCAGCACAGUCAUCAACCCUCUUAUUUACAUCCUUAUGAAUAAACAGGUUAGACAUUUCCAACGUUUUAAUUAGCACUGGAUAGGAUAUGUUUUCUGAUAUACAUUGAGAAAUAUAUAUACAUAACCACAUGGGUGCUUAAAAUAACAUUUCUUCCACUAAAUACAUUUAUUUCAUUUUCUUUAUUCAGUAUAAACUUACAUCCAUAACAAUGAAGAACAAAUUACCACCCUAUAAAAGUAACCAUGUCAAGUGCUGGAAUGAUCGUAAGAAAUUAAAAAUAAUAUUAAACACUAGGUCGGCAACCAUUUAGU